Messenger RNA from Botrytis byssoidea, 1280 nucleotides. RefSeq lists its product as uncharacterized. Gene Ontology annotation, cellular component: mitochondrion. Gene Ontology annotation, molecular function: (3R)-hydroxyacyl-[acyl-carrier-protein] dehydratase activity. Bases 60 to 1058 code for a protein of 332 amino acids. Lineage: Eukaryota; Fungi; Ascomycota; Leotiomycetes; Helotiales; Sclerotiniaceae. The record is from RefSeq and is a predicted model, not a curated record. The transcript has 2 exons.
CCAACCAUAACAAUUACCCAUAUCCAGUCUCAUCUCGAGCCCAAAUUCUUUAAUCUAGAAUGAUACCGUCACUCAUCAAGUAUGGUCUUCGGGCUACCAAAUAUGCAAAAGAUGCUAACGCAUCCGCAUUGGCCUCUAUGCUGCUUAAAGAACAUUCAACAAAUGGUCCAUUGGUCCGCUCACAAUAUCUCGAUGCAAAUCAACUCCAGCGAUUGAGCGCCACGCUUGCUUCUCAUAGCUUGUCUGAUUCCUCCUCCAGCUUUGCGGUAGAGUCUAGUUCCGAUGCCCUUCCAAUUCCUCCCUGUCACCAUCUAGUAUAUUUCACACCACCAGAUGCCGAGGAUAAAUUGGGGCUUGAUGGAUCCGAUACGAUAUUCAAUCCGCCAGGCUCUUUUACAAGGAGAAUGUGGGCCGGCGGGGAAUUGGAAUGGGUGGAUGGAAAUAAGCUGGUAACGGGGGAGAAGGCAGAGGAAACAACAACAUUAAAGAGUGCGGAAGUGAAGAAAACGAAAGCCGGGGAUGAGAUGAUAGUUGUGGGGGUUGAAAAGACAUUCAAGAAUUCCAGGGGACUUGCGCUCGUGGAUCGAAGAAAUUGGUUGUUUAGACAAGCAAUUGAUUUUAACAACCCGCCUCCUCUUCCGCCACUUCCUUCCCUCAUCCCAGUUACUUCCGCCAAAUAUGAGCACACUAUUACCCAUACGCCGAUAUCCCUUUUCCGGUUUUCCGCAUUAACUUUCAACGCGCAUAAAAUACAUUUUGACCGGGACUGGUGUCGGAAAGUCGAGGGACAUCGGGAUUGUGUCGUACAUGGUCCGCUGAAUUUGAUACAUAUGGUUGAUUUCUGGAGGCAUAUUAUAGGAAAGAGUGAGGGAGGCACGGUGAAUAAUAAGCUUACGGUUCUUCUGCCAAAAAAGGUUACGUAUAGAGCUACGAGUCCAUUCUAUGUAGGGGAGGAGUACCGGAUACUCAUGGAGGAAGAGAAGGAAAAGGUCUGCAAUGUAAAGAUUGUAGAUCGGUUUGGAAUCGUGGGAAUGGUAGGCAAAAUUGAGAGGUGGUGAUGUUAUAAUGUGGAAUGUUGUUAAUGCCCGAGGAAAUGUUGUGCUAUGCAACUAUGAUGAUCAACAUUUAGCAUGUUCUACUGGAUACACCCUUGCAUUCUUGUCAUUAUCAGGAUGCUGCGUGCAUGUCUUUCCCGGUCUGUAUAGUUUUGUACGACCUACUGGCUAACCUACUCUGAAUAUAUCUCGGGGCUCACAAUCACGAUUCAGCGAACUCAAAUC